Molecule: messenger RNA, 960 nt
Organism: Phaeodactylum tricornutum CCAP 1055/1
Lineage: Eukaryota; Bacillariophyta; Bacillariophyceae; Surirellales; Neidiaceae
Exons: 3
Coding region: 1-960 (319 amino acids)
Source: RefSeq, a predicted model, not a curated record
AUGGCCAAGGCUUCAUCUCUCAAACGAGGAGUGUCGUCCCAAAGGGGCCUUCUGGCUUCGCUAUGGUCGCUUGUAACAGUAAUGACAGUAUUAGCUUUCAUAGUUGCUCUCAUCUUUACAUUUGCUGGGGUACAAGAAGGCGACUCCUAUUCCAACCGAAACCAGAAUACGAACGAUCAAGACGCGAGCGAUCCAAAAGUGGCAGUGACGAGUCGAGGCAUGGCUGUAGCGGCUCUCUGGACAGCUGUUCUGGCUACUCUAAUCUCAAUUUUCGGGACUGUCAUUCUGGGAUGGCAGUCGCCCACAGGACGGUAUUACAGUUGCUGCUCCACAAAGGUACACCAAACAAACGCACUGUCCCUGGGCAGUUUCAUCGGAACCGUUUUUAUGUUCGCGAAUCUGACCUUCAUAUGUGCCAUUCUGUUCGGAGAAUUCGAGAUUCGUGACCGAUGCGGAGAAGGAGAAGGACGGAAACGAGAUGGCGUAGCAACCGCUUCAGCGGUCGCACGGUCGUCGACGGCCUUCAGCAUAGCGUGCCUCUUCCUAACGCUCCUGUAUGGGGGGUUCGUCUCCAUUUUGUUUGUCUAUUCCGAGAGCAUUUUGGAGGAACUGACAGCCGUCGAAAAGGAAGAUUUGCACAACGCAAGGUGUAUCCAUUCCGCAUCGCCAACUCCAUUUGCAACCGCCUACACCGGCUACAUUGGAGAGCGAUUCGAUGUACGACGAAAUCUAGGCAGUAGUGCUGCUGGCUUACUGUUAAUGACUCCUAAACCGGCGAACUGCUUAUCCGAUGGUACACCGUUUUUGGCAGCUCAGUUUGUAGCAGCUCUAGAUUCUUUGAAUUUGAAUCCGCUUUCCACCACGUUGUACUUGAAUCCGAGUUGGAGUGUGACCUACAACCAUCUCUCAGUCCCAGGCUACUCUCAGCGCAAUGACUUUCACAAGGAAAUUGUUUCCUGA